Messenger RNA from Aureobasidium namibiae CBS 147.97, 3300 nucleotides. RefSeq names its product heme peroxidase. The transcript has 2 exons. NCBI's taxonomy places the organism in Eukaryota, Fungi, Ascomycota, Dothideomycetes, Dothideales, Saccotheciaceae. Gene Ontology annotation, molecular function: monooxygenase activity; iron ion binding; peroxidase activity. The record is from RefSeq and is a predicted model, not a curated record. Gene Ontology annotation, biological process: response to oxidative stress. The coding region runs from base 1 to 3300 and encodes 1099 amino acids.
AUGGCCGACAAAGUCCGCGAAUCACUUGGGGCAAUGAGCACUCUCUUGUCCGCAAUGAAGGCUCCCCUACCGACUGGCACAGGUGACGGUUCGGCAUUACCAGUGGAGAGAGACGAAACAAUUGCUUCGACCCUUUCUACCGUCAUCAAGGAUGUUUCCCACCUCGAAUUUGACUCUGUUGAGAAGGUCGCAAAGAUGACUAUCAUGACCAAGAGCGGGGCCUACGUUGACGACAAAGAAUAUCUCAUGGAGCAUUUGAUCAGUGCUGCUCAGAAACUCCCUAACGAUGUGGUCGGCCAAAAGCUCACCAAUGGCCUUAUCACCACUCUCUGGAAUGAUCUCGAUCACCCCCCAAAAGCGUUUAUGAGCGACAAAUACCAGUAUCGUAGUGCAGACGGAUCCGACAACAGCUAUCUUCAUCCUCGUCUGGGAGCAGCUCAUGAAGCCUACGCCCGUACUGUGAAGCCAUCGACCAUCCAGCCAGGCAACCUACCCGAUCCAGCUGUCUUGUUCGACGUCCUGAUGGCCAGAGACAAGCCUACCGAGCACCCCAACAAGAUCUCCAGUAUGCUGUUCUAUAUGGCGUCGAUCAUUAUUCACGAUCUGUUCAAAACAAAUCACAGAGAUUUCCGAAUCUCAGACACUUCAUCAUACCUAGACCUGUCUCCACUUUAUGGCAGCGAUCAGAGUGAACAAGACACAGUCAGGACCUUCAAGGACGGAAAACUCAAGCUUGACUCAUUCGCGGAAACUCGGCUUCUGUCCUUCCCUCCAGGUGUUGGCGUGAUCAUGAUCAUGUUCAACCGUUUCCACAACUACAUUGUCGAGCAACUUGCCCUCAUCAACGAGAACAGCAGAUUUACCCGUCCUACCGAGGAUGCAUCAAAAGACAAAUGGGUCAAGUAUGACAACGAUCUAUUCCAGACUGGCAGAUUGAUCACUUGUGGUCUGUACAUCAACAUCAUUCUGGUCGACUACGUGAGAACGAUCUUGAACCUCAACAAAACAGACUCUGACUGGUCUCUCAAUCCACGCGCCGAAUUCCCUGGUCAGCCUGACCUGGGAUGCGGCAAUCAGGUCAGCGCCGAAUUCAAUCUGGUCUAUCGCUGGCACUCGGCAGUCUCGGACAAGGACGAUAAAUGGACUCAAGACCUGUUCGCCAAACUCUUCCCCGGAAGAAAGCCAGACGAGGUUCCUCAGCUUGAAUUCCUGAAGACUCUGGGUCACAUGGAAGUUGACCUCAAAGCUCAAGAUCCUGUAGCCCGCAAUUUCCAUGACAUCAAGAGAAACGCCGAUGGAACCCUGCCAGACGAUGAGCUUGCUAAAAUUUUGGUCGAGAGUGUCGAAGACUGUGCCAAUGCUUUUGGUCCUCGUCAAGUACCUCUCGUCAUGAAGCAAAUCGAAGUCUUGGGCAUCAGACAAGCAAGAGCUUGGAACCUUGCUACACUCAACGAGUUCAGGAAACAUUUCUCUUUGAAGCCUUACUCAACAUUCGAAGAGAUUACUGCUGACAAGGAGAUUUCCGAGUCUCUGAAACAUUUGUACGAUCACCCGGAUAAUGUAGAGCUGUAUCCUGGUCUGGUAGUUGAAGAUGCAAAGUUCUCGAUGCGUCCAGGAUCGGGACUCUGCCCUUCAUACACAACCUCUCGCGCCAUCCUCUCAGACGCCACAGUCUUAGUACGUGGUGAUAGGUUCUACACAACCUCUCAUCAUCCUGCAGCACUCACUAACUGGGGUUUCGCGGAGCAAGGCUCAGAUCUCAAGAUCAACCACGGCUGCGUCAUGUACAAGCUCUUCAUGAAGGCUUUCCCCAAUCAUUUCCGCCCCGACUCAGUCUGGGUUCACUUCCCUUUCACUGUGCCUUCUGAGAUGAAGAAGGUCUUGACCGGUUUGGGCAAAGCUCACAAGUACAACUUUGACAGACCGACUCGCCUUCCACCAACGAAGAUGUUGUUCUCUUACGAUGCUGCCAAGAAGGUACUCUUUGACCAAGAUGCAUUCAAAGUGUACUGGGGUCCUAAGAUCGAGUUCCUUAUGGGUCCUACAGCUAAGAACUUCAUGCUCGCGGGUGAUACGAAAGCCAACACAGCUUCUCGCGAUAUGAUAGAACAGGCUCUGUAUCUCGGCAAAUUCGCCCGCGCGGCACCGACAGGAAACGAAAAGUGGCUCUUGGAAGUUCGCAAGUUCUAUCAAGAGCACACCUCGAUGCUGUUACAAAAGCAUUCGUACAAGCUUGCAGGCACAAACUAUGUGGAUCUCAUCCGUGACGUGUCCAACAUCGUACAUGUGCACUUCUGCUCGGAAAUUUUCAAUCUUCCACUAAAGACGGAAGACAACCCAGAUGGUGCCUUCACCGAAAAGCAGAUGUAUCUUGUAAUGGCAGCUGUCUUUGCAUGCGUCUUCUUCGACGUCGAUCCUGAACACUCAUUCGCUCUCCGACAAGGUGCUUACGACGCGAUCCAGGCCGUCGGCAAACUCAUGGAGAUGCAGGUACAGGCUUUGUCGAAGUUGCCACAUAUGUCUGAGGCCGUUGAUCGCAUUGGUGAAUGGUGGUCAGGCAAGGACCGUUCAGUGCUCACACAGUACGGCAAGCACAUGGUUGAACGCCUGUUGCAGACUUCGGGCAUGGAUGUUCAAGAGCUCGUAUGGGCACAGAUCAUCCCCACCGCGGGCAGCAUGUGCGCCAACCAAGGUCAAUUCUUUGGCCAGGUCAUUGAUUGGCUCUUCAGCGAGGGUCGCGAGUACCUUCCCAUUCUGCACGAGAUAGCUGUUCAGGACACUCCCGAGGCUGAGGAGAAGAUGAUGCGCUACUUCCUCGAGUUCUCGCGUCUCCACAGCGAAACUGGUGUCUACCGCACCGUCGCCAAAGAAACAAUCGUCGAAGACAUGGACCGCAGAGUCAAGCUCAACGUCGGCGACACAGUCGCAGUCAACUUCCGCUCUGCCUCUCGCGACCCCAACAUCUUCCCCGACCCAGAAAAAAUCAGACUAGACCGUCCCAUCGAAUCAUACAUCCACCUAGGCCAAGGACCCCACCAAUGCCUCGGCCAACCCAUGACGCUGGUCGCCAUGGGCGCCAUCCUCAAAACCCUCUGCAAGCUGCCCAAUCUCCGUCCUGCACCUGUCUGGCCAGGUCCCGUCGACAGCGUCAAAAAGGUCGUCAAAGACUUCUCCACUCUCGCCCCUGACGUCGACUUCAAGCCCGAGUGGACGUAUCACUGUUAUCUUCUCGAGGGCUGGGACCAGUAUUUCCCUUUCCCGGCUAGCUUGAAAAUUUGCUAUGAUGGGCCUGCUGCUUAG